GUUCUCGUUCCGUGUUCACCGUGUUGUAUAUUGUAAAUAUUGAUGUGAAAAAUAAAGUAAUUAUUUAUUUAUAACUAAAAUAUUUCUCAUCUGCGAAGACGAAUCGUGUAACUUAUAAAAUGCAACGAAAAACACCGAUUUGGGUCGUUAUUCGUAUGUAAAAGUACAAAUGAACGGUUUCAGUACAGGUGAGGAAGAUUCAAGAGGCCCUACUGACCAAAUUUGUUGUUUAAUUGAUAACGGAGAACGUUGUUGCAAACCAGCCGGCAACGCAUCAUACAGUAAAAGAAUUCAGAAGACAGUUACUCAGAGGAGAUUAAAUUUAAACAUCGAUAAUUCUGUAAGACAUAUAUACAUCUGUGAUUUCCAUAAAAUGAUCAUUCAGUGUGCAAGAACAAAAAGACGAAGGAAAGAUUCUGAAGAUGACUCGAAUGAAACUGACACGGAUGUUCCUGAAGUAGAUUUGUAUCAACUUCAAGUUAAUACAUUAAGACGAUAUAAAAGACAUUACAAAGUUCCAAUGAGGCAAGGGUUAAAUAAAGCUCAGUUAGCGGAUACUCUAAUGAAACACUUUAAGACAAUACCUGUGAAGGAAAAGGAAGUUGUAACAUUUUUCAUCUAUACUGUAAAAACAAAUGCAAACAAAUUAGAUCAGAAGAAUGGGAUAAACAAUGACACAAACUGAGAUGUGAAAAACAAAGGGAACAGUUAAGAAUAAAACAAUCCAGUAAUUACAUGUUUAUUUAUUGUUUAUAUAUAUAUAUACAUUUAAUUUUUUAAUUUUUUUUUGU
Molecule: messenger RNA, 791 nt
Organism: Anoplophora glabripennis (Asian longhorned beetle)
Lineage: Eukaryota; Metazoa; Arthropoda; Insecta; Coleoptera; Cerambycidae
Gene: Sap30
Product: histone deacetylase complex subunit SAP30 homolog
Exons: 3
Coding region: 170-685 (171 amino acids)
Biological process (GO): regulation of DNA-templated transcription
Cellular component (GO): histone deacetylase complex
Molecular function (GO): protein binding; transcription coregulator activity
Source: RefSeq, a predicted model, not a curated record